Messenger RNA from Anopheles darlingi, 3070 nucleotides. RefSeq lists its product as uncharacterized. The transcript has a single exon. The coding region runs from base 309 to 2114 and encodes 601 amino acids. Lineage: Eukaryota; Metazoa; Arthropoda; Insecta; Diptera; Culicidae. The record is from RefSeq and is a predicted model, not a curated record.
CUGUCUCAUUAUCAACAGAUUAAAAUUUUUAAAUAGACUUGCUGAUUGCUGAGUCCCAUCCAGUGUAAGUUCGAUCGUGGCAAGAGAACAUUGAUCGUGGAUCGUGCGUGCAGAGUGUGGAUCGUGAGAUCGUUCUGAGGAGUGUUUCGUGGACUAAAGGCGCACGGUGGAUCGUUCUGGACGUGUUCAGUGAUGUGCAUUGACGAAAGCUAAGGAAUUCGAUUCGACGACCCCGUGGGUUCACAUUGCUCGGUUCCGUCACCGACACGGGUGCGCCUAGAAGAAGAACCGACAUUUAGUACAACAGAAUGCCAUCCGCAAACAAGGAUAAAGUUUUUGGCGCAUGGAAUCGCAGUGAUAGCUCCGGGAACGUGUACCUUUCUAACAACAACAGUGCCGAGAGCUUGGCGAAAAUGUUUUCCCGCACGGCUCCAUCGAGUCCACGAUGGACACCUUACGGUUCGCGCCACAACUCACCACCGAUGCCGAGCUCUCCGCUAUCGUCCUCACCGCCGUCGACACUGCGACGCAACUAUUCCAGCACCUUCACGCUCAUUCCGGAAGAUCGCGCCAUCGAUACAGUUUCCCCGACAGUUCCCAUCAGACAUCCCGCACCGGCCGCCUCCGGUGGUUCACCAGACUCACGAUCAAGAGGCAGCCAUCACCGUGUGUCCAAUGGGCGCAUACUGCUGCGACUGGUGCUCUGGUGGCCACUGCUGCUAAUAACUAUUGCCCAGCGCAUUCUGGGCUUUUGCAUGCAGCUAGCCUGGAAACCGUUCCUGAUGGCCACGCCAGCCUUUUGGCUUUCGGCGUGCCUUUGGAUGUUCUGGAAGCUUGUCACAUGGCCACUGGCCGGUUUAAAGUGGGUUCUUGUAUCACUGCACACACCGGCCAAUGAGCGAAACCGUAGGAAACGCACCAUUCUGCUAAGCUGCGGUAGCACCAUCCAGACGCUUCACUUGGCCCGCAACUUUUACAAAUCCGGUGCCCGGGUGGUUGUGUUCGAGUUCGAAGGGUUGUUCGCGUUGGCACGUUUCUCGACCGCGGUCAGCAAAUUCUAUACCAUCCAGCGUCCGACGCCCGAAGCGGCCAAUGAAUACAUUGCGGCGCUGUGUGAGAUCGUCGAGAAGGAACAACCGACCCACUACAUACCGGUCUGUGCCACCAGUCCGGCGCAUUAUGAUGCGCUGGCCAAACCGCACCUGGAGUUGCGCGGUUGCUCCAGCUUCAUACCGGGAGCACAGGAAACGUCCGUCUUGGAUGACAUUCUGCAGGUGAUGCGCAAGUGCAACGCGAAUGAAAUCCCUCUGCCACCGCAUCAGAUCGUGGCGUCCAAGGAGGAGCUGAACCGACUCUACGAUAGUGGCUGGUUAUCCGGGUUCCGGAACGUAAUGAUUGCAUCCGGUAUGCUGGGGCUUAUGGAGCGCAGCAAGUACGUGCUGCCUGCGAACCGGCGUGAUCUGAAGCUUGGCUACGAGGUGAGCGAAGCACAGAAGUGGGUCGUGAUAAGGGAUGUGGUCGGUUCGCACUACGUCACCUGCACUACGGUGAAGGAUUCUACCGUGAUUGCAAACGUGACCUGCGCCAUUCAGAACGACACGCGGAGCCUCGUGCCGGAGGAAAACGCGGCCAUCGAGCAGUGGUUGAGCGAAUUUUUCCGUCGUAUCCGGCUUCAGCGUCCGAUCAACGGCCAUAUAAGCUUCCGGCUGGUGAAGUGUCAAUGCAGUGGCCAGAUAUUACCGCUCGGUAUACGGGUUGGUGUAUCGCUACCGUACAUCUGUUACACCGGUGUCCAUUCGCGGGUUCUCUGUAAACCUUGCCCUCACUUUAGCCGACAGAACUCGGGGCCAUUGGUGCAGGAAGGAGGACGGUAUUGGAUCCACGAAACGGUUAUGAACGCGUUGCGGCAACCGAGUGUCGAUGCCGUACAGCAGCUCAUCGGUACCGUCAUCGAUCAGCGGGAAGCUCUCUUCGUCUAUUGGGAUCCGUUGCCAUACUGUGCCUACUAUCACUUUCAGUUGCCCUUCAAUUCCGUCAAACGGUUCCUCCACAAACGGCAGACUUCGAGAACGCCUGUACCCGCUGCUGCUGCGAUGGCCGCACCGGUCCAGUGAGCCACGGCCACGGUGUGUGCCCAGGUGUGUGGAUGUGUACGUGCGAGUGUACGUGUGAUUAAAGGGUAACGGUGCGGGGCACAUGCUAGCUUCGUGCCGGUGGGUGGCUGUACGGGAUAGGCUACUAGAUUGGAGUAUGGGCCCGCUGUUGCAUCGGUGUGGAUCGAUCGAUCACGGUGUGAUGGGCACGUGGCCUACCAUACUGUUGCCAGUGGGACGUGGACCGAUUGAUCACGCUCCGGGCAGCAGCAGCAGUGGGAUCAAGUGAAAAUAAACAAUCGAUAUCGAUGCGGGGCAUCGCUAAGCGAACCGAAACCUCUGCCGCCGUCGACUCGCGCUGCUACCAUACACACACACACACACACACACACACACACACACACACACGCGGCGCAUGGUCCAUGCAGGGGUGAUGAAAUGGGGCGGCGGAGGGAUGAACUACAGUGCUCAUCAUGGAGAGAGAAAUAAUAGACUUUGAUCCCAAAACGGCAUAGGGCAGGCUGUAUGCACGGUCUCGGUGGCUGGAGGCAAUCGGUGGUUCAAUGAUAAUGCACACGAGUAACCACGGUUGCUCCUACAGGCGAAGAUUAGGGUUCAAAUGGCCAAACUGUUGGCCAAAUGGUACUGUUGUCCAAUGAAUCUAGAGUAGGUAAAAGCUGAAUCGAUUAGGCGAUAUCGGGCGGUUUAUCUAUGAUCAUUUUCACGACAAAAGAAAUGGAAUGUAGAAUAGUGUUCGAAGCACUCAGUUUCACAUUCGAUCCCAUUGCCUAGCAAUGGAACUCGGAAUGGAAAUACAAAAUACAUUUCACUUGAUUCCACCUUUCUUGACACGGUAGAAUGGUGCAAUCGUCUACGGUAAAGUAAGAAGCAAUGAAUUUACAUGUACAAAUCGCAGUUGAAAACAACCAAUAUCACUGAGUGAUAAGAGUAAAGAGCAGUCAUGCGAGAAGCUGUGU